UGCAUCUCUUCCAGUGUCUGCACGCCUGAGACGUGACUUUGAUGCACGACCGAUCAGCGUUGGGUAUCCCUGGACCGUGGCGUGGCUGGGGCCAGGCCAGGCCCCUCCCAGCACUUUCCGCCGCUCCUGAGAGCUGCAUUGGUGGUGCAGAAGAAGCAAGAACAACCUGGCAGGGUCCAAGCAGCAGCAACAGCAGCAGCAGCCGAGUAAACGCACACGUCCCCAGGUCUCGAGCAUGAAAGCCGUCGAUAAUCUAGUCGCCCUCACAUCCUCUCGUCCCAGCCUCUGCACGCCUCAAAACGCCUCCCGGCCCGCUGCAGAAGCACUACGCUCCUCGGAACGCUGCCCAGCCAUCCGAGCGCACACAUCGUCAACCACCCGCCACACGAGCCUCGACGUCCUCGUGCCUGCUGCUGCCGGGUCUGGUAUAGAUGCAGAUGUGCCCGCAUCGACUGCAGCUCCUGCCCGCACGCCGGGACUGCUCUGUGCGGCCCGACUCGUCUGUCCUGCUCGCCUCACUGCUGGCACUAUAAUGCCCCAACUCAUCAUCGCCCUUCGGCUCCAUCUCAUCCACACAUCUGUCCCUACAUGCCUGCUUGCUUUUGAUGGCACGUUCCCCCAGCCUUGCAAGCCUACCAACUCCUCGUCUUCAUCAAAGUCAUUACGGCAUUCCUGAUCAGAGGCCACGGCGGUCGGCCGUGCGGUAAACCCACCAGCACCGUUUUCAGAUGGCUCGCUGUCUGGCCAUUUAUAUCCUUCCAACCA
This is a messenger RNA of Microdochium trichocladiopsis, 765 nucleotides long. RefSeq lists its product as uncharacterized. The record is from RefSeq and is a predicted model, not a curated record. Lineage: Eukaryota; Fungi; Ascomycota; Sordariomycetes; Xylariales; Microdochiaceae. Bases 236 to 676 code for a protein of 146 amino acids. The transcript has a single exon.